This is a messenger RNA of Cuculus canorus (common cuckoo), 5167 nucleotides long. RefSeq names its product family with sequence similarity 110 member C (gene FAM110C). The record is from RefSeq and is a predicted model, not a curated record. Gene Ontology annotation, molecular function: alpha-tubulin binding. Gene Ontology annotation, biological process: positive regulation of cell migration; regulation of cell projection assembly. Gene Ontology annotation, cellular component: cell cortex. The coding region runs from base 206 to 1297 and encodes 363 amino acids. The transcript has 3 exons. Lineage: Eukaryota; Metazoa; Chordata; Aves; Cuculiformes; Cuculidae.
AGCGCAAACGCGCUCGGAAACGCGCAAACGCGCUCGGAGACGCGCAGAGAGGCGCAGGGACGCGCGGCGCCGCGGAGCUUCGGGCAGCGGCGCGGAGGGGCCGGGGGGGAUCAGCCCUGCAGCUCACAUCGCCCUUUACUGACCUUUUUUUCUUACUUCUCAGCUUUCUGGGCUGGAUGCGGGAUCCGCGUCCCCGAAACCUGCUAUGCCAACUGAACUCUCUCGGGCCGUGAGAAUGCACGCCAUCUCCGACCUCCACUCGUCCCUCACCCUGCGGCUCCUCAACAAGGGUCCCGAGUAUCUCCGCAGGCAGAUGGAAGCCGGCAACCCAGGCAGGAAAAGUGCCGUGGAGAGGUUGGCAGCCGAUAAAGCCAAGUACGUAAAAAGCCAGCGGGUGAUCAGCACCAAGCAGGAACCCGUCAUCGUGCUUAGCUCAGCCUCGGAGAGCAGCAGCGAGACCUGUUCGUUGGAGAGCAAGAAAAGCAGCAAGGACUUUGGCAGAGGGAAGAGCACGAAGCCCCUGGAGUUGGCCAAGGUGGUUUACUCGUGCCGUGCCCCCCUGCAGCACGGUCCCCCCAUAGCCAGGCGCAGCACCCCAAAGAGGCAGAUACGGCCGGAUUCCCUGGUGAUUUACCGCCAGAAAUGCGAGUUUGGGAGAGGUCAAAGCCAGGACAGCUCACGGGGGAGCUUGGUGAGGAGGAUCUUGCAAGGGUCUGUAAAGGAGAAGCAGUUGACUUCUCCUGAGAUGCCCAGAGUCGUGGAGGACUCCGCAGUUACUGAGAGCAAAGAGCCCCUGUCACCAAAACACUAUGAGCUGAGCAACCAUGGAGUGGAGCGAACCAUCGCUGUGAGCACCGAAGCCCCAGAGGUAUGUACAAAAGAGCGUGAGAGACCCUUCAAGCUGAGUAUACCUCCUGAGGAGGUUAAGGAGGUGAGGAGGAGAGGUCUCCAUCGCUCCCAGUCGGACAUCAGCUCUCGCUAUUCCAAAUCCUUCUCUGAGUUUGAUACAUUUUUCAAGUACUGUGGCCUGGAGCAGGAGGUCAUUGAGGAUCUCGGGAGAGAGAACUUCUCCGUGGUGUCCGACAACGUCUCUUUCAAGAUCCGCAGCAUCAGUGUGGCAACGUCCGAGAGUGACUUCACGAGACACAGUGGGGAUGAGGGGCUUCUGGAAGAUGAACUCACAGAGCAGGUCCCAAGCAGCACAUCCGUGAUCGAGCGCAACGCUCGGAUAAUCAAAUGGCUCUACACGUGUAAGAAAGCCAGGGAGAGUAACGAGGUGAUCCAGGAACUGGCAUGAUGGCUUCUUUCAGCGUGCAUUGCAGCCUGGUGAACUCAAGAAUCCUCGACUUGGAAUUUGAACAAAAACAGACACAGGAAGACACUCUUCCCUCAUCUGGCUCAUGAUUUUGUCCAAGUUUAGUAUGUUAUUAAUGUCCUCUACCCUCACCCCCAUCCCUGGGCAACCUCACUCUUGUCACAAGUGCAGGAGUGUCCAAGAGUGCAAUGACACAUGGAGACUGUGAACUGGACAAGCGAAGUGUGACAACAACUGCCAUCCAUAAUAAUAUUCAGCAUCAGCUCACCGCCUCAGGAUGCCAUUCCAAGCUGGGACAGAAGGUCUGUGUUGUGCACCCGUCUCUUUCCAGCAAUGAAUUUGUUGACAGGGAUGGGAGGAGAAAGUGGGAAUGAAAUGGCAAUAUCCUCUGGGUCAGGCGUUUCCUUGCAGGCAGACAGGCUCCACCCGGACAUUCAAAGGCUCUGUCUUAACCAAAGCUGUUUGACCAGGGCUCAUCCUGACGUCAUCAGGUGUUAUUUGCUUGGCUGGUAAGGGCUAACUGGCAGCUUUAUCUCGUAUACGUGGCAAACAUGUUGUAAGUUAAAUCCUUGCCUCUCGUUCUCAAAGAGUAUUCAAGCCAAAUUGGAGUAUGUUGUAUCUGUCUAGCUUGCUCUGCCAUACAACCUGCCCAUUCCGUGAAGAGGAAUUUCUGUUAAAACCCUGCCCAAAAUAUUUUCAAUCUCAUCAUUCCAAGGAACAGGUAGUCAAAGAAGAGUUUUGCAGAACUAUACAAUUCACAUGUAGCGAGAAUCCUCCACUUUUUUUUGCAAUACAUCUCCGGCUCUGACAUUGAAAACAUUGCACUGUUUGGCAGCUUCUAGUUUAACAUCUUUAAUGUUAUGCACUAUGAGUGAGCAGUAGGCUUACAGAAUCACUUUAGGAAAUUGUAUCCCAGGCUAUGUAAGGCCACGCUUCCCUAGAGUGGGUCUGUGCUUGAGAUGUACAGAGUGGCAGACUUGUGCCUAAGGCAAGAAGGCGUGUUAGGGCAGGUAAACGUCCUGAUGGAGUGAGGCACCCAGUGUAGACAGCACCUUCCUUGAUAUCGUAAAUAAAAUGCUUCAUUUGGACUGGCUGAGCUAUAAGUGUUUUAAAACCUGAUAAAAAGUACUUCAGAUCAUAUAGUGAAUGAGGUUUCUAUAGUAACUCAUGGAAUUUGCUGACUGUGCCUUAAACACUGACCUUAAUCUGUCAUUCCUCGCUAGAAAAUCUCUUGCACCAAAGCAUUUCUUUGUGGACAUUCCAAACCACCACCAAAAAAAAAAAAAGAAAGCCAAAAACAAAACCCAAAAACACUGCAAUCAAAGCCAAAGUCAGGUUUCCAGGUUUCCUUCCAGUCACACCAAUGCCCAUCUGUAAGAGCAGCCCUGCUGGCGUAAUGGUGACUUGCCCUUUGGGUCCAGCAGAGGUUAAAAUUUUACUUUCUGUUGCCAUGGAUGUAUUGUCCAGCCUACCCAGCCGCCAGACCUGGAGUUUGAGGAGACCAGAAGCACCAACUUUCAUUCUCUGCAUUCCUCCUGCCUACACUGGGGCAGCUCGUCCCGCUGCCUCUUCUGGCCCGAAACAGCUGCCGGCACAGCCAAGUGGAUGCCGAGCUCAAGUGAGCACUCAAGCUGCCUUUCUCGAGUGUUUGCUACUCUCAGUAAACACACCUGGAGGAGCAGAAAUGGUGAGCGGUGACGAUUCAGUAAAAUGGUGGUGGUAGGAGGAAAGGUUUCCUAGUUUAACCUUUGCAGGCGCUGCAUACUGAAAGAGUUGCCCUUGAAGCUCUCAUCAAGUGGUUUGAUUGACAUGAGUUAAAUUCACAGUGAGAUCUCUUCUGGGUUGCAUUUCCAUAUGUUUUAAAUGUGUCCCUGGGUGACUAGUUUUCACUUACAGCAACAGUUUGGGAAUGCAUGGCAUUUGUCUUCAUUUUCUAGUGUUAUUUUCUAACGUCUGCAUGUCUGAAGUUGUCGAGAUAGAUGGAUAACAAUUCCAGAUAAAAUAAUUUUUGAACCUGCUUUACACUUAAGAGAAAACUAAAUUGUUUGCAAGAGUGAGCUUCUGCAAGCUUAGAGGGAAGCCAGUACAUUUGGUUAUAUAAUGGAAUUUCCAUGUGUAUUUGUUACAUUAUUAUUAAAGGAUGACAACUCCAACCCAAGAUGCUGCUAAAAUGAUAAGAUCUAUGCACUUAAAGGUGCGGGUUUUUAAGGGAUACAGUCUAGGUUUAUUAGUCAGGAACACAUUUUGAUGCAUCUGUUCUUUUCGUGUUCACUUUGCAAGGUGCUGUACCAGGUGAAUAUUUAUAUGCAUUUGUCAGAGCUAAGGACUGCUUUACUUCGAAAAUAUAUAUGAUUGUAGACAGCUUGGAGAGCAGGAAAAAAUCUUUAGCAUGAGAAAUCAGUGCCCUGCCACAGGGGAGGAGAAUUAUUUUGAUUUGUUUCCAAGGAUUUUUUUUUUUUGUUUAGUUUUCAAACUGCUGUUUGUUUUUGCUUUUUUAGCUGAACAGCUCUUGAAAGUUAAGAUGAAAGGUGCAUUGGUCAUGUGUUUUCAGUGUUAGGAGGGAAAAUGUUUGAUUUGCUCGAAAGUACCAACCUUUCUGAUGAAUGUUUUAUGGCAGAGAUUAGUGAAAUCGGAACUGGCCCCAUUCUGAAUAUUUUUUUUAAUCCACCUUUUUAUCUUUAUGAAUGGUUUAAUAGGGUCGUGUUGACUUUUCACGUAGAUAUGUGGCAAAAUUUCUCUGGCUUUGCUCAAACUCCAAUAGGAAUGUCACCCUCGCUAAGGUGCCAUUUACUUCAGAGAUGAUACGGACCUAAAAUCUUCCUCUCAUAAGCUAUAGAUUCCCUUUAUUCAGUAAUACCUUCUGGAUAAGCUAAUUACCUGCCUUUUCUAGUAUGCCAGGAAUGACAGGAGAAGACAAUCCUUCCUGCAUACAUCUUAGGAACAGGUAAUUCGGUGCUUUUUCUAAAGAGUGGUAGCUCUGGGCUUCACGCAGCUCCUGUUACUGUUACAUGUAAAGGCUUUUUCCUUCCUUCUGCUAGGUCUUUCCAUCAUAGCCCUCAAAAUGACAAAAACUUGCUGAUAUGAGUCACUAUCUAUCUUUUUCCCCAAAAAAAAUCAAGAUUAUUUUUUUACUAAUUCAUAAUAAAAGACAUGCUUUGUAAGGGGUGGGGGCUUUCAGCUUAAGUGAUAAACUGAGAGACCAUUGCUUUAUGAACAGAAAUUUUAGCGACAAGAGCUGGGUUUCCAGUCAUUUGGGAAACCUCAAACUGGGGCUGAGGGCAAAGGCAAGUCAUAAUGAUUUUGUUUGACUCGAACUAUGUCAACUAAAAUAGUCAAGCGGAGUGCGAGCGUGCAGUACUAACUGCUGUUUACACCCAAGCGUUUCAAGGUGCUCCAAUGCUGUGACAAGGGGCAAUGUCCACAGCUGUAGUGUAACAGGUGAAAGGUACAAAGUCUGGUUUUUAUGGCCUGCAAGCAAGUAUUUACCAUAAAGACAUCAGAUAGUGACUGUAAUCCUUGCAAUAUAUUGUAAAUAUUACUGUACAGAAAUCUAUAAGUAAGAAAUACAGAUUUUUCUAUAAUAUGUAUGUUACUUUUCUAUGGGAUAUAGGCCUUUAUGUUUUGUGAAACUGGCCAAACAUUACAUCAACGGAGAUUAAGCAGAAGCUUUCUCCUGGGAGCAGGUUGUCCUGUCAUUGCCUUCUGUGGAGUUUCUUGCGUCUGCUUUUGAAUCCAUCGAGACAGAGUACUGGGCAGAUCUGGUGUGGAUCUUUCUAAGUUGAUAUGUUUAUAUUCCUAUGAAAGAACUUUGUGUACUAUGCAUACAAAUAAAAAUACCACUUUGAACAUUAG